UCUUUAGUGAUAAUUUUAAGAAUCAUACAAGUUGAAUCUAUCAAUAUGAAUUCAAAAAACAUUUAUAUUAUUAUAUUUUGUUCACAUUAUUUAUUGGUAACAAGUGCACUAAAUUCAACUCAGUCUCAGAGUUCGGAAAAAUUGGGAAAACUAGACUCCACUAGAACAGAUGAAAAUAGAUCAGUGACUACAAAAGAUAAAAACCAUUUCUAUUUUAGAAAUAGGUCAAUUAGGUGUAACGCAGUUAAUAAUGAAAGUCAAAAAAAUUUAGAAGAUUUCAUUAAAUGGUUAAAUGAAAAUGUCGUUGACACACAAGAUAAUAUGGCUGAAUCAAGUGUGUCACAGGAUUCAUUUAAAACAGAGGAAGAUAGAUUAGAUUCAAUUAAAACAGAGGAAGAUAGAUUAGAUUCAAUUAAAACAGAGGAAGAUAGAUUAGAUUCAAUUAAAACAGAGGAAGAUAGAUUAGUACCAGAAAGUUCUUCAAAAAUAAAGGAGCCUCUAAGAAUAAUAUUUGGCGAAAAAGAAAAUACUGUAUAUUACGGCUAUGGAAAAAAAUCAUUUGAAACUAAUGAAGAAGGUCAAAAAAGUUUACAAGAAUAUAUUGCAAAUUUUGAUGACGAUGAAAUUAUUCUCUUAAAUCCAAUUGAAUAUGAAAAUAGUUUGGAUUCUGAGUCUAAUAAAGAGUUUAUACAAGAUUUAGAUGAUAUUUAUUACGACUCAGAAUGGUUAUCAGAAGAGAUUUCUGAUCAAGAACUAGCCAAUUUCGAACUUGAAAACUUAUCAAUCUAACCUAAAGAAACGUGUUCGAUUAAGAAAAAAUUAAUUGAAUAUUUUAAUGUAUUUAAAUUAGAGGAAAAUAAAUAUUUUUAAAUAAA
Messenger RNA from Daktulosphaira vitifoliae (grape phylloxera), 875 nucleotides. RefSeq lists its product as uncharacterized. The record is from RefSeq and is a predicted model, not a curated record. The coding region runs from base 46 to 789 and encodes 247 amino acids. Lineage: Eukaryota; Metazoa; Arthropoda; Insecta; Hemiptera; Phylloxeridae. The transcript is spliced from 17 exons.